GGGGCUGUGGCGGGGGCUGUGACCGGGCUGUAGCCGGGCUGUGACCGGGCUCUGAUCGGGGCUGUGACCGGGGCUGUGACCGGGGCUCUGAUCGGGGCUGUGGCCGGGGCUCUGAUCGGGGCUGUGACCGGGCUCUGAUCGGGGCUGUGACCGGGCUCUGAUCGGGGCUGUGACCGGGCUCUGAUCGGGGCUGUGGCCGGGCUCUGAUCGGGGCUGUGACCGGGCUCUGAUCGGGGCUGUGACCGGGCUCUGAUCGGGGCUGUGACCGGGCUCUGAUCGGGGCUGUGGCCGGGCUGUGACCGGGGCUGUGACCGGGCUGUGAUCGGGGCUCUGAUCGGGGCUGUGGCCGGGCUCUGAUCGGGGCUGUGGCCGGGCUGUGACCGGGGCUCUGAUCGGGGCUGUGGCCGGGCUGUGACCGGGGCUCUGAUCGGGGCUGUGGCGGGAGCUGUGACCGGGCUGUAGCCGGGCUGUGGCCGGGCUGUGACCGAGCUGUAGCCGGGCUGUGACCGGGCUUCGGCCGGGGCUGUGACCGGGCUGUGGCGGGGGCUGUGACCGGGCUGUAGCCGGGCUGUGGCCGGGCUGUGACCGGGCUGUAGCCGGGCUGUGGCGGGGGCUGUGACCGGGCUUCGGCCGGGGCUGUGACCGGGCUCUGGCCGGGGCUGUGACCGGGCUGUGGCGGGCCCGCCAUGCGCUACAACGAGCGGGAGCUGCUGUCCCUGGCCCGCCAGCCCGCCGAGAAAGCGGCCGAGAUCCGCAUGAGCGUCCCCAAGAAGGGCAACGUGCUGAAGAAGCGCCUGGUGAAGCUCGUGGUGAAUUUUCUCUUCUACUUUCGCACCGAUGAGGCCGAGCCCAUUGGAGCUCUGCUGCUGGAGCACUGCAAGAUCACCAAAGAGGAGGAGAACGUCUUCUCCAUCAGUUUCAUCGAGGAGCCAGAGAGGAAAUACUGCUUUGAGUGUGCCACGGAGGAGCAGUGCCUGGAGUGGGUCGAGGCACUCAAGAGAGCCAGCUACGAGUUCCUGAGGAGGAGCCUGAUUUUCUACCGGAGCGAGAUCCAGAAGAUGACGGGGAAGGACCCCCUGGAGCAGUAUGGAAUCUCUGAGGAGGCUCGUUUCCAGCUGGGAGCACACAGGCAGUGACCCCUCACCUGGCUGGAGCUGGCUCCUGGCUGCACCCCAGCCCCUGGGCAGGACAGCAGCUCCCCACGGUGACCACGUGACUCUUUUAUUUAUUACCCAAACCGUUUUGUAUUUUGGUUUUUUUUAAUAAGGGACUUCGUUGCACAUUCCCAGUUCCCCAGCUGGGGAGGCUGAGCUGCUCCGUGGGUGCUGCAGUGGGAGCAGAGGCAGGGGCUCACCGAGCUCCCAGCUCUCCUCCAGGACACCCCAGGCAGCUCCAGCCCUUCCCCUGCUCCUCCCUGUCCUGGAGGGGCUGCUGGGCUGCCCUGGAUCAUCCCUGCCUGGGAGGGGAUCUUGUGACUGCUGCAUUUUUAGCUCCAGGAUUUAACCCCUCCAGGGAGAACUGGGAAUUCCUCCAGCCCGGCCACAGCUCCAGGUGGUGCAGAGGGGCACCUGCAGCCCUUUUGGGCUUUCCUUCUCCCUCCCCUGGGCAGGUGCUGUAGUUCCUGGGGGCUGGAUAAGCCCAUCCACAAGAAAAAAGCUGCAGAACACGAGGGAGCGAAGACAGGGAGAGAUCCCUGUGCGAUCCUGCCUGUCUGCAGAGCUCUGCAGUGAUCCAGCUUCCCGGCGAGGGGAGGCAGAUGGAGAAGCUGGCAGAGGCAGGAGCUGCUCGCUUUGCCUGGAGCUGCAGGACGUGCGCCAGCUCCGCCAGGCGUUAACCCUUCAUUCCCUGAGCCACUGCUGCAGCUUUCCUCCCUUCUGUGUGUCCCCUUUGUCCAAAGGGGCAGACCAGAAAACUGUGCCAAGGUCACAGUGAGCUGCCAGGGAGCCAGGGCUGCCUGUCCUGGAGCUCCUGCAGGGAAGAGAUAAGGAUUAGGAACAACAUCCCCACAGGAUCAGCCCUGGCUCCGGCUGCACCAAGGAAAACUGCCCAGAAAUGAGGGAUGGAGGACACUCCCCACACCCAGGGCUGCAGCAGCCGCAGAUUCUUGACUGCCAGAGCAGCUUCCCUGGAACCAGUGUGGGAAAAGCCCCAGGACAGGCCCCUGGAAGGUCCCAGGUGUCGCUGUCAGAGGCUGCUGGCAGCAGGAGCGGGGCUGGGGCUUGGCCUGGCCUUUGGGAGCUGCAGCUCUGGGCGUUGUUCCCCUCCAGCUGCCCAGCCCAGGGAGGGGGUGGAGCAGCCUCUGAACUGGGAUUGAAGGGAAUUUGGGGAUCUUUUCCUCCUUGGCUGGGAAUUAAUGCCCAAACCAGAGCCCACGCUGCAGCCUUUGGUAUCCUGGUGUUCCGUCUUUACCUCACGCAGCUGAGUACCAGGAGUGACACCUGGCACUGAUGCUUUAAUCUCCAAGCUGAGAUUUCCCCCUUCUCCCUCCCCAGAUAUUCCUAUCCCCUUGAAUCAUUCCAGGUGCUUGCUUCAGAAAUUACCAAAAUCAGCCGAGGGGCAGCUGCCCUGGGCAGCAGGGAGGGAGCAGAACCAGGGGGGCUGCAGACAGAUGGCAGCUCCGGGGGAAGCAGCAGCCAGGGAUUAAAAGCAGGAACACACAGGAGCUGUGCUUUAGGGAAUCAGUAUCCUUGGAUGACUCCAAAGUGCAUUUUAAUCCUGCCCAGCCUGCAUUUUUACAAACCAGGGCUGAGUUUAUUGUAGCAAAAUUGUCACCUGUGCCUUGCAGGGCUCCUCGCUGAACCUUUCCCCAGGUGGAGCUGCCACCCUGCAGCAUCUCUGUGCAGAAAAUGGGGGGUUUAUUUCCUCUUCCAGGGGACAGCUGGGUGAGCGGGAGCAAAGCCCAGCACUGAUUUAAAUGUUUAUCACCAAGGGCAUUUCUUAACUGAAUGUACAACACAAGCUGUGAAGAGCUGCCAGGGCCAGGCCAGGCCCGGGGACUCCGGUGUAGGGCAGGGCUGGGGUGGGGUGGGAUUGAGGGAGGGAGGAUGGUACUUUGUAGAGACUUUGAAAUCUGCAUCAACUGCUGGUGAUUUACAGACAAUUGCUCGUUUUUCACACUCUUGAUGACUUUGCUUGUGUUUCCAGGCUCCCCAAGAGCCAGCUGAAGCCAUUUCUCUGUUGUACAGUGAACAUUCCCAAUAAAUCCUGUUUUAAUCUUUGUGAUGGUCAGAACUGUUGUACAACACCAAAACCUCCCUGGAGGGGCGGCUGCAGCCGGCCCAGGGGCUCCAGGUGUGGUUCCUCUCAGGAGCCAGCUGGGGAUGGCUCCACAAAGGCCUUUGCAGGGGCUUUUUCAUACAAUCAGAGAAUAUUCUGGCUUGGAAGGAACCUCUAAAGGUCACCUAAUCCAGCUGGAUUUGGUGCUGGAGCCUGGGCAGUGCAGGUGACAGACCUGUGUAGGAGGAGGAGCUGGGGGAGGCCGUGGCCCUGCAGGGGCUGCAGGCUCUGGGUGAAGCUGGGGCUGUGUCUCGUUUUAAAUCCUACACUGAAUUAGCUCAGGAAGUGUUUGUGGCCUCCAGCUCAGGUUUAAACACAUCCCUGGCUGCCUGGGGGGUUGCUGCACUGGUGCCACUGCUGGCUAAAAGGGAACAAAGUUUGGAUGGGUUGGGAACCAUGGAAGCGUUCAGGUUGGAAAAAACCUCUAAAAAAAUCAAAUCCAACCAUGACCCAGCCCUGCCAUGGCCACCACUGCCCCGUGUCCCCAAGUGCCACAUCCACACUUUGUUCCAACGCUCCUGGGCUGGUGACUCCACCCUGCCCUGGCAGCCUGUUCCAAUGCCCCACAACCCUUCCAGUGAGGAAUUUCCUUCUCCCAAUAUCCAACCUCAACCUCCCCUGGCCCAGGCUGAGGCCAUUCCCUCUCCUCCUGUCCCUGUUCCUGGGAGCAGAGCCCGACCCCCCCGGCUGUCCCCUCCUGUCAGGAGCUGUGCAGAGCCACAAGGGCCCCCUGAGCCUCUGUCCUAGGGUAACUUUAUGAUGCUUGUAUCCCCAAUCGUCUGUUCUGUUUGUGCUGUAUAUUGAGUCCUGUGCCUUUAAGACUAGUUCUAAGACCUGGAAAAGCACCAGGAGCCUCCACAGAAAAUCCACCCCACCAAGAGCAGCCCUGCAGAUCUCCUUUUUCUCCCAGCGUCAGCAGAGACAGAGCAGUAGAGCACAGU
Messenger RNA from Hirundo rustica (Barn swallow), 4217 nucleotides. RefSeq names its product pleckstrin homology domain containing J1 (gene PLEKHJ1). Gene Ontology annotation, cellular component: trans-Golgi network; early endosome; recycling endosome. The record is from RefSeq and is a predicted model, not a curated record. Bases 687 to 1136 code for a protein of 149 amino acids. The transcript is spliced from 6 exons. Gene Ontology annotation, biological process: receptor recycling; retrograde transport, endosome to Golgi; endosome organization. NCBI's taxonomy places the organism in Eukaryota, Metazoa, Chordata, Aves, Passeriformes, Hirundinidae.